This is a messenger RNA of Talaromyces amestolkiae, 993 nucleotides long. RefSeq lists its product as uncharacterized. Bases 1 to 993 code for a protein of 330 amino acids. The transcript is spliced from 2 exons. The record is from RefSeq and is a predicted model, not a curated record. Lineage: Eukaryota; Fungi; Ascomycota; Eurotiomycetes; Eurotiales; Trichocomaceae.
AUGGCAUCCACAAAUAAUGAUGGGUUCGACUUUAACCCUCAAACCCAUCAACCUCCCCAAGCACAAGAAUACGUCCCCAAUCUGUCUAGCUACGAAACAGGGCCUGCCAAAAACACCGCAGGGCCGCAUGAAUCCGAUAUCGCCAACAAGCUCGAUCCCAGGGUGGACAGCGAUCUGAAUAAUCGCGCUCAAUACGCACCAGGCACAACGACAGCCACAAACUCGCAUCCCGGCGCAACCUCGCACGUCGCAAMCCCUCAAGCCAGUAACACGCUGGGACCCCACGAGUCCGAUCUCAAGAAUAAACUCGAUCCCCGCGUAAACAGCAAGACUGGCGAAAUGACCACCAAAACUACAAAUUCCGAGGGCACCGGUUCACGAAGGGAACCCGUUAAUGCAGGCGGCAAUAACACAAAAUUGGACACUACACCUACCAACACUGCCGAUUAUACCAACACCUCAACUACAGGCAGCAAUAAUCCCGGGCAAGGGUACUCAUCAUUUAAACCAGGCACGAGCUCCCAACACAGUACUGGCAGCGGUGUAGUCGGCGGCACAUCGACGGGGGCACCCGCUGUGCCCUCGCCAAUCUCGACCCCGUCGGGAUACAGUCGUGAGCAAGGGAGCUACAACCCAUCGAUUGGAACGGGAUAUACGCCUGCCCAUCGAGAGCAGCAGCAAGCAUCUACGCAGCCUGCAACGGGGCCUACGGCGGCCACGUCAACGGGGACGCAAACUUCGACUGCUGAUGCAGGUGCGUCGGGAAGUAAAGGUAUUGCAGGGGGGAUUAAGGGUGUUGUCGCUGGUAUUCACGGCGCUGGUGAAUCGAUCCGAGGAACAUUCAAUGCCGCCGUUGAUCGUGCCUUCAACGAACCUGAAGGUGUAGCCAAGAACGAGGCUAUUGGACGCGAUGGCGAAUACGAGGCUCAAUCAGGACAGUUUUCGACCUCGACGAAGCAACGCGAGGGAUUGAAUAGGCAGAAUCGGACCUAG